AUGAGCGACUCAGAUGGCGGCCGACCCAUUGAGGGCCACACCGACCCCAACUUUCCUCCACCGACAGGUGAAUGGGACACGCCUGUCAUCAUCUACGGCUACACCCCAUCCUUCGCCCUCGCCGUCCUCGCCGCCGUCCUCUUCCUGCUCCUCGCCAUCGUACACCUCUGGCAGUCCUUGCGCUACAAGUCGUACUACUUCCUGACCUUCCCCAUCGGUCUCGUCCUCGAGGUCGUCGGCUACGUCGCCCGCGCCCUUUCGGCUAAGAAGAACCCCUACAACCUUAUCUACUUCAUCCUCAACUACUUCUUCAUCGUUACGGCCCCCGUCUUUCUCGCGGCGGGCAUCUACACCGUCCUCUCGGCCCUCAUCCACCGCCUCGGCCGCAAGUUUGCACCACUACCCCCCAAGUUUGUGCUCUGGUUCUUCGUCACGAGCGACGUCAUCGCCACCAUCACCCAGGUCGCCGGCGCCGCCCUCAUCGGCGUCUCGCAGUCGAACCGCGACGACCCGACCACCGCCAACAACAUCCUGCUCGCGGGUCUCGCCUACCAGGUCUUCGCCAUGGGGUGCUUCGUCAUGAGCUCGGGCAUCUUCGUCUGGCGCGCACGCCGUGCCGUGGCCGCGUCUGGGUUGACGGCGUUCGUGUCGGCGUUUGGCGCGGCAACGCUGCUGGUCUACCUGAGGACGAUCUUCCGUCUGGCUGAGACAGCAGAGGGUCUUGGCGGGGAGCUGCAGACGAAUGAGGUGUACUUUGGCGUGCUCGAGUUUGCGCCCGUCGUCUUGGCUGUCAUGCUGUUUGCUGCAUGGCACCCUGGACGGUGCGUUGGGCGGAAGGUCUCUGGUGAUGGUGCAACUGCUACUGAGAGGAAGGAGGUUGCCCGUGAGGAUUCGAAUCAGGCGAUCGCGGUCUGA
Verticillium alfalfae VaMs.102 is the source of this 915-nucleotide messenger RNA. RefSeq names its product parasitic phase-specific protein PSP-1. The record is from RefSeq and is a predicted model, not a curated record. Lineage: Eukaryota; Fungi; Ascomycota; Sordariomycetes; Glomerellales; Plectosphaerellaceae. The coding region runs from base 1 to 915 and encodes 304 amino acids. Gene Ontology annotation, cellular component: membrane. The transcript is spliced from 2 exons.